Molecule: messenger RNA, 2055 nt
Organism: Polypterus senegalus (gray bichir)
Lineage: Eukaryota; Metazoa; Chordata; Cladistia; Polypteriformes; Polypteridae
Exons: 11
Coding region: 109-2055 (648 amino acids)
Source: RefSeq, a predicted model, not a curated record
GCGGAGCAUUGAAGGGGCAAUCAGGCUUCAGAUGUACAAGAACAGCACCCGGCGUACAGGUUAUCACUUUAUAACAACUGAAGUACGAAACUCAGUUUUAUUAGGAGAAUGAAGAUCCUUGCCUUGCUUUGGCUUUUUGGUAUUGGAUUUGCUGAUUUAUGUACAGUUCCUCGUGGUGGCACCAAUAUUGCUAGACAAGGCAUAGCAGAGCAGUCAUCUCCCUAUUUGAACCUUGGAGCUCCAAGCUUGGCCAUUGAUGGAAAAACAAGUGGUGUCUUCAGUGACUGGAGCUGCACCCACACCAGUAAUGAUGCUCCAUCUUGGUGGAGAUUGAAUCUGAAGACAGAAUACGCCAUCUCUGUGGUGGUGGUCUACAACAGACUGGACUGCUGUGACACGAGGUUGAUGGGGGCUGAAGUCCGAGUUGGUGAAACACCGGAUGUCUCAACACAUGUCAAAUGUGGCACAAUUGAGGCAACUUCUCCUGGGUCUGUUCACACCAUCUGCUGUAAUGGAAAGAGAGGUCAGUUUGUCAGUGUUGUCCUGCCGAAUCAGCCUCAGCAUCUGACACUCUGUGAAGUGGAGGUCUACGGAGUAAAAACGGUCUCACCCUGCAGACCUGCGGUAAAUGCAAUCAAUAUUGCUAGACAAGGCAUAGCAGAGCAGUCUUCUCCCUAUGGAAAUCUCGGACCUCCAAACCUGGCCAUAGAUGGUAAAGCAAGUGGCGUCUUUGGUGAAGGUACCUGCACCCACACCAACAAUGACUCUCCCUCCUGGUGGAGAUUGAAUCUGAAGGCCAGCUACGCCAUCUCCACAGUGAUGGUCUACAACAGGCUGGACUGCUGUGACACCAGGCUGAUGGGGGCUGAAGUUCGAGUUGGUGACUCACCUGAUGUCUCAAAGCAUGUCAAGUGUGGCACAAUUGAGGUAACUUCUCCUGGGUCUAUUCACACCAUCUGCUGUCAUGAAAAGAGAGGUCAGUUUGUCAGUGUUGUUCUGCCGAAUCAGCCUCAGUAUCUGACACUCUGUGAAGUGGAGGUCUACGGAGAAGAAAUCGUCUCACCCUGUAAACCUGCAUUAAAUGCAAUCAAUAUUGCUAGACAAGGCAUAGCAGAGCAGUCCUCUCCGUAUUUAAACUUUGGAGGUCCAAAUCUGGCCAUAGAUGGUAAAACAAGUGGCGUCUUCAGUGACUGGACCUGCACCCAUACCUCCAAUGACUCUCCCUCCUGGUGGAGAUUGAAUCUGAAGGCCAGUUACGCCGUCUCCAUAGUGGUGGUCUACAACAGGCUGGACUGCUGUGACACCAGGCUGACGGGGGCUGAAGUUCGAGUUGGUGACUCACCUGAUGUCUCAAAGCAUACCACAUGUGGCACAAUUGAAGCGACUUUUCCUGGAUCUGUUCACACCAUAUGCUGUGAUGAACUGAUUGGCCAGUAUGUCAGCAUUGUCCUGCCUAACCAACCUCAAUACUUGACCCUCUGCGAAGUGGAGAUCUAUGGAGAAGCAAUUACCCCAGAGUGUAAACCUGGACUAAACGCAAUCAACAUUGCAAGACAAGGUACUGCAGAGCAGUCCUCUCCGUAUUUAAACUUUGGAGGUCCAAAUCUGGCCAUAGAUGGUAAUAGAAGUGGCAUCUUCAACGACUGGACCUGCACCCACACCUCCAAUGACUCUCCAUCGUGGUGGAGACUGAAACUAAAGGCCAGCUAUGACAUCUCCAUAGUGGUGGUCUACAACAGACUGGACUGCUGUGACAAAAGACUGACAGGGGCUGAAGUUCGAGUUGGUGACUCACCUGAUGUCUCAGAGCAUGACAAAUGUGGCACAAUUGAGACAACCUACCCUGGAUCUGUUCACACUAUCUGCUGUAAUGGAAUGAGAGGCCAAUAUGUCAGCAUUGUCCUGCCAAACCAACCUCAGUAUCUGACACUCUGUGAAGUGGAGGUCUAUGGAGAACCAACCACCUCACCUGGCUCAAAUGGGUCUAAUUUAGCGGGUCCUCCAAUUUGUUUGUGGCCCUCAGGUGCUACAGGUCAUCAAGCUGCAGUUACCUGA